GAGAGACAUAGUCCACGCAGGAGACCGCAGGAGAGAGGACGCUUCCCGCCGCUCACAGGAGACAAACUCCUGUUUACCCGAGGGGAGACUCAGACUCAAACAGCUGCUGGAAUUUUACACUUUCUGAGUCCAGCAAAGUCCGCAGCCACCAUGAAGCUGAAGCUGAAGCUGCCAAACCCGGGACUGGAUGACCGGAUCCCUUCUCACAUGGAACUGGAGAGGAUGGAGACGGAGGAGGCGGGGGACAGGCCGAAAUGGGACAACAAAGCCCAGUAUCUGCUCACCUGCGUGGGCUUCUGUGUGGGACUUGGCAACGUGUGGAGGUUCCCUUACCUGUGUCAGAGCCACGGGGGAGGUGCGUUCAUGAUCCCAUUCCUCAUCCUGCUGGUACUGGAGGGAAUCCCACUUCUGCACCUGGAGUUUGCCAUCGGUCAGCGCCUGAGAAAGGGCAGCGUGGGAGUCUGGAGCUCCGUCAGUCCAUACAUGACUGGAGUCGGUAUUGCAUCCAUGCUUGUGUCAUUUCUGGUGGGUAUGUACUACAACACCAUCAUGGCCUGGAUCAUGUGGUACCUCUUCAACUCCUUUCAAAAUCCCCUGCCCUGGAGUCAAUGCCCCCUCAAUGCAAACGGGACAGGCCAGGUGGAGGAGUGCGCUCGGAGCAGCACCGUCGACUACUUCUGGUACAGAGAGACGCUGAACACCUCCACAGCUAUUGAUGAUUCUGGGAGUCCACAGUGGUGGAUGGUGUUGUCCCUGGUGGCUGCCUGGACUCUGCUCUACGUCUGCUGCAUCCGCGGCAUCGAGACCACCGGAAAGGCUGUGUAUGUGACCUCCACCCUGCCGUACCUUGUCCUCACCAUCUUCCUCAUCCGAGGUCUGACCCUGAAAGGAUCCUUCGAUGGAAUCAAGUUCCUGUUCACACCAGACGUAAAUGAGUUAAUGAAUCCAACAACCUGGUUGGAUGCAGGCGCUCAAGUUUUCUAUUCCUUCUCUUUGGCCUUCGGAGGUCUCAUCUCUUUCUCCAGUUACAACUCUGUUCACAACAACUGCGAGCAGGAUGCCGUUCUCAUCUCUAUCAUCAACGGCUGCACGUCGGUGUACUCGGCGACUGUGAUCUACUCCAUCAUCGGCUUCAGGGCCACGGAGAAGUUUGACGACUGCACAGGAGACAAUAUCCUCAAGCUGAUGAAUGCCUUCAACUAUGCCGAAAACAACAUCACCGAAAGCAACUACGAUGUUGUUCUGUCGCAUCUCAACCAGACAAAUCCAGACAUCAUUCAAAGAUUGCAAUUACAGACCUGUGACUUGCAGGCUUUUCUCAGUCAGGGUGUGGAGGGAACAGGUCUGGCCUUCAUUGUGUUCACGGAGGCCAUCAUCAAAAUGCCGAUUUCUCCUCUGUGGGCCGUCCUCUUCUUCGUCAUGCUUUUCUGCCUCGGCCUCUCCACCAUGUUCGGGAACAUAGAGGGAGUCGUGGUUCCUUUGCAGGACCUCAAUUUGCUGCCUCGAUCUUGGACCAAGGAAGUUCUCUGUGGUCUCACUUGCCUGGUCUCUCUGGCUCUUGGCAUCAUCUUCACCCUGCGCUCCGGGAACUACUGGCUGGCUCUCUUCGAUAACUUCGCUGGCUCCAUCCCUCUUCUGGUCAUCGGCUUUUGUGAAAUGUUUGGUGUCAUGUACAUUUAUGGCGUAGAUAGGUUUAACGAGGACAUCGAGUUCAUGAUUGGUCACAAGCCCAAUAUAUUCUGGCAGGUGACGUGGAGGUUUGUCAGUCCAGUCAUUAUGGUCGUCAUCUUGGUUUUCUACUUUGUCACCCAAAUCACCAACAAUCUCACUUAUUUGGUUUGGGACCAAGAGGCGGAGAACUUUCCCACCCUUGAACCACGUCCAUACCCUUCCUGGAUCAACAUCAUCAUCUUCAUUCUGGCCGGAAUUCCCAGUUUAUCCAUCCCAGUGGUCGCCCUCUACAAAUUCAUCCAGAUCAAAUGCUGCAAGCAGGAUGACUUAAGAGUCGACUCAGUGGACACGAUCUCUGCCCAAAUACAAAUGAGCGACAAAAGGAAGUUUUAGAUUUAUUCUCAUAUUUAAAAACAAAAUGGACGUUGUCUUGUCUUAUCGUGUUUUGUAUGGCUUAAACAAUAACAGCACAGUAGUGAGUACGGAAAAGAAUUAUGUAAUUCGGCAGAAGAUAAUUCAUUUGUGCUGUAUUGAUUUCAUACAGUUGUGAUAUUGUAUUCUUGUUGUGUCAUGGUUCACAUGUUGUACAUUAAAUUAAAAGUUGGACUUUUUGGUAGAUGAUCCA
Molecule: messenger RNA, 2296 nt
Organism: Gasterosteus aculeatus aculeatus (three-spined stickleback)
Lineage: Eukaryota; Metazoa; Chordata; Actinopteri; Perciformes; Gasterosteidae
Product: sodium-dependent neutral amino acid transporter B(0)AT1
Biological process (GO): neutral amino acid transport; nitrogen compound transport; sodium ion transmembrane transport
Cellular component (GO): plasma membrane; apical plasma membrane; brush border membrane
Molecular function (GO): neutral L-amino acid transmembrane transporter activity
Source: RefSeq, a predicted model, not a curated record